This is a messenger RNA of Trichomonas vaginalis G3, 587 nucleotides long. RefSeq lists its product as uncharacterized. The record is from RefSeq and is a predicted model, not a curated record. Lineage: Eukaryota; Parabasalia; Trichomonadida; Trichomonadidae. The transcript has a single exon. The annotation marks the transcript as partial.
AUGCAAGUCAGAAAUAUUCAGAACAUAGCACCGAGUCUAACUGACAAGAGUAUAAAGAUAUACUAUGAACACGUUAUGAUGAAACCAACCAAAAUUCAAGAAAGUCAGUAUACUUAUGAAUAUCCAAGACAUUGGGUAGAGUAUGUAGGAGGUGAGAAAGCUAUUGAAAUCAGACAGGUUCGAAGUAUUCCAGCAGGAAGAACAAUAUUAUUGAAGAAUUUUAAUGUUUUGAGAUAUAAUGAUGAAACAAAGAAGCAAGAUAGUUUUCCUGUUGCUGUGUAUGUGAACUUAGAUACAGGAGAUGACAUGAAAGUUUUUAACACAAAGCUUCAAACGGUAGUGAGAGAACAACUUACUGCGGAAGGACAUCCAUUACCUUCAGAAGUUACCAUAGCAUAUAAUUUUGAAACAAAUGCAAUAGAUUUUAAAAUCGUCUCUGCAAAGAAGUCAGGUUUUACAUUUAAUGAAGCAGAUGUAUAUUCAAAUGAAAACUUCAAAGCUAUUGCAUGGUUAGAUAAUGACGAUUGCUUUAAGAAAAUAUUUAAAUUCAGUGACUCAAAGAUGUCAAUAGAUGACCUUCGUGGAAU